CCCCCAAACCCAUGAUUAAAAUGAGCAUGGCCUGUGCAUGGCCUGAGGCAGAAACGCACGUAGCGUCUGACACGGCCUCCUCUUCUUCAUCCCCCUCAGUGGUUCUGAUCGGCGAAUCUGGAGUGGGGAAAACCAACCUGCUCUCGCGCUUCACCCGCAACGAGUUCAACCACGACAGCCGCACCACGAUUGGGGUGGAAUUCUCCACGCGCACCAUCCUGGUGGGAGACGCCCUGGUGAAAGCCCAGAUCUGGGACACGGCCGGGCUGGAGCGCUACCGGGCCAUCACAUCGGCAUACUAUCGUGGGGCGGUGGGAGCCCUCUUGGUGUUCGACAUCACCAAGCAUCAGACGUACGAUGUGGUGGAGCGCUGGCUGAAGGAGCUGUACGACCACGCAGAGGCCACCAUCGUGGUGAUGCUGGUGGGCAACAAGACAGACCUGGCCCAGGCCCGAGAGGUGCCCACGGAAGAGGCCAAGAUGUACGCAGAAAACAAUGGGCUGCUCUUUGUGGAGACCUCUGCCUUGGACUCCACCAAUGUGGAGCUGGCAUUCGAAACCAUUUUGAGAGGUAGGUGGGGGGUGACCUGAGGCAGGGCUGCCUUG
Notechis scutatus (mainland tiger snake) is the source of this 605-nucleotide messenger RNA. Lineage: Eukaryota; Metazoa; Chordata; Lepidosauria; Squamata; Elapidae. The record is from RefSeq and is a predicted model, not a curated record.